Molecule: messenger RNA, 2647 nt
Organism: Doryrhamphus excisus (bluestripe pipefish)
Lineage: Eukaryota; Metazoa; Chordata; Actinopteri; Syngnathiformes; Syngnathidae
Gene: kcnk15
Product: potassium channel, subfamily K, member 15
Biological process (GO): potassium ion transmembrane transport; stabilization of membrane potential
Cellular component (GO): plasma membrane
Molecular function (GO): potassium ion leak channel activity; outward rectifier potassium channel activity
Source: RefSeq, a predicted model, not a curated record
AUUUACCUCUCUCACUGCUGUAUUUGUAGGUCCAAAUAAUCACAGUGAUGUUACACUUAAGGCAUCCACGGCAUUCCUCGGUAUGCAAAGCUAACACACUGACGCCGACAUUCAGGAGAUGACUGCAAAGUGUUUUAAAAGCACCAAGAAAUGGAGGUUUCUGCAGGCGUUGGAAGAAGAACAAACCCUGCCGCUGGUUCGGAUGGAGGGGGAUGAAGGUGCAGGGAGGAGGUGUGAGGUGCGAAUGGUUGUUGGUGAAAGGCGGGGUGGCCAGUUCAGGAUGCAUCCAACCUCUUGCUCAGAGUCAGCUGGGAUAGGCUCCAGCUUACCAGUGAAAGGUCUCGUGCAACAGGCUGCAGCGCCAAUGAGAAGACAAGCACGCUGCCACCUGUAACUGCGCCCCCGCUGCAGACUUUUGCACGACAGCAGCGAGGAUGAAGAAGCAGAACGUCCGGACACUGUCGCUCAUCCUCUGUAUGUUCUCCUACUUGCUGGUGGGCGCCGCCGUUUUCGACGCGCUCGAGUCGGAGACGGAGAGCUUCUGCAGGCGCAUCUUGGAGCAGAAGCGCAACGACAUGAAGAAGAAGUACCGCUUCUCUGAGGAGGACUACCGUGAAAUCGAGAGGGUGGUGCUGCAAGCGGAGCCCCAUCGCGCCGGGAGACAGUGGAAAUUUGCUGGUUCUUUUUACUUUGCAAUUACAGUCAUCACCACUAUUGGUUAUGGCCAUGCAGCACCAGGCACAGAUGCAGGAAAGGUGUUCUGCAUGUUCUACGCAGUUCUGGGCAUCCCUCUGACUUUGGUCAUGUUCCAGAGUCUGGGAGAGAGGAUGAACACAUUUGUGCGUUAUCUCCUCCACAAGACCAAGCAGUGUUUAGGCUUUAAACUCACCGAGGUGUCAAUGGAGAACAUGGUUAUAGUGGGCUUCCUAUCCUGUAUUGGAACACUCUGUGUGGGGGCUGCAGCUUUCUCACACUUUGAGGGAUGGAGCUUCUUCCAUGCGUACUACUACUGUUUCAUCACACUUACCACUAUUGGAUUUGGUGACUUUGUAGCCCUGCAGAAAAAGGAGGACCUUCAGGAGAAAACCCCUUACGUGGUUUUGAGCUUCAUGUACAUACUAGUGGGGCUUACAGUGAUUGGGGCCUUCCUGAACUUGGUGGUGCUUCGUUUCCUCACCAUGAACAGUGAAGAUGAGAAGAGAGAUGCUCAAGAAAGAGCAUCACUUAAGAGGGACAGAGGCCUUUUGGAUCGGGCUUUGGGUCUCCGUGUUGUGGGCGAUCACAGCAGAAACGACCGAAGGGGAAGAAACAGACACAACAUGGGGUACAGUCACAGCCAGAGUCCACUCUUCCUCCCAAUGGAGGAAGGAACCAGCCGCACUAACCUCGUCUCCUCAGCGGAGGACCACGAGAGAGGGCCGAGAAGCCCCUGCAGACACAGGCUGCAGUUUCAGGUGACGGCAGAUACACGGAAGGCGGAGUCGAGGCUGAGCUCUCUCUGUUCCUACGUCUGCUACCGCCUGGGCAUUUGUGAUAGUCCUCUCGUGGCCCGCGGCCAACGCAAAGGCCGCCAUGUUGGUUCUGUUUACUACAACUCUGUCUCCUAUAGGAUCCACAGCAGCUCCGUAGGCUCCAGGGACAAUACUGGGCUCUCUUCCCCUGGAAGCACACACUCACCGGGGCAUUGCUUCCACCAAUUCCCUCGUCCAAGAAGGAAGUCAUUGUGAAAGCAGAAGAGGUCUGCUUUUUUUGAAAUUUGUACCUCGUUUGGGAAUAUUCAGGAAGGAAUUUUAUUUUGUAAAGAGAUACUGAGGUCACACAAUAGUUACAUAAGCUGCUGCUUUCCUUGCACGUUGGCCAAGCGCAUGCUGAAUUUAAUGUUUAGCACACAAUGUGGACGCAUGAGUGCUUCUGUUAGAUAUACAAUGUCUUCUAAUCCACAUUUUAUAUGUUUGGACAGCACUUCUUAAGCUCUGUACAGCUGUUCUGUGACAUAAGUGAUUCAUUCACAGUGAUUCUUGCAUCCGCUUGGGUCUCAGAGUUCGUCGGAAAUUACUUUCAUCAUUUAAUUAGGUUCAAGAACUUGAAUCUGCCUGUGGAAGACAUGAUUUUUCAGCUAUGGUUGGCAUUGUCAGAGGUAUUAUUGUGAUUGUACUCACUGGUGGUAGAUAAGUGAGUGAGUUUGUUUUCUGUGCAAAGUUUGCAUGUUCUGCCAACAUUUUUCUAAUAUUUGUUUUUAUUUGAAUGAAAGGAUUAAAAUAUAACAACUAUUGAUGAUGAUGCGGUAUACUUCUGUGCCAAUGUCAAUCAACACUACUACAAGGCACAUAUUCUGCUUUGUAUUGGGUCUCAUUUGACAGAUGAGUGUAUACUUUUAUAGUGUUUUUUUUUUAUUUUUAGAAAGCCUUAAUGAGUUUAGACCCAGCACAUGAGAAAUGUGGCUCCUAAUAGCUCAGUGAAUUUAAUACAGCUUACAGUACUUUGUAUUACAUAUCAUUGGGGCCUUUGAUUAGCAUUAAUGCACUGCAAUGUAAACACUGUUUUCUAUUUAAUGGAUGUAACAGAUAACUGAUACAAUAUGUAGCACGUUACCAGUAAACCUCCCAAUAUCUUUGAAAAAAACAUGACAUGGAGGUGUGUUAAAUUG